GGUGUCGCUUUACCACAAAGCUCGAUCAACUAUACCUCCGCACACAACAUUCUGCGCACUUAGAAAAUACUAAAUAAUCGAAGGUGUACCGAAUCCUGAGUGGUGGAUUAGACGCCAAGGUACCUGUCGAUUGUACGAGAGUGUGUCUGUGUGUGUGUCGGCGGUGUGGGUGGUCAACCGAGCAGCCCAGAGCUGUCCGCAGCCAGCAGCUGGCGGUGUUUACACGCGACUCGUGUCGCGCCGCGCCUGCAUCUCGAGCUGGUGCCGUGUUCUCUCUCGCUCGCUGCAACAUACACCACCCUUCAUUUACUAUUCAGCGCUGUGAAUUUUUUACUUAGCGAACGACCGAAGAUCGAGCAUGGCGUCGUGAAACAUUCAUACAGACACGGAACGCAGAGGUCCCAAAGUCUCAACCGCGCACACUCUUUAUCUCGCACCGAUGGAACCUGGUGACAUCACGGGACCGCGGGCAGCAUAGUGCAGUGCGCCGAGUGUGGCUCGCGCGGGAUGGGCAAUAAGCUCUCAUCUUGUUCUUGCGCGCCCAUACUGCGCAAGGCGUACCGCUAUGAAGACAGCCCGUGGCAGAACUCUCGCCGCCGUGAUGGUCACUUAUUGAGAUUAUGGGCUGAAGUAUUCCAUGUGUCAGCUAGUGGCGCUGGUACAGUGAAAUGGCAGCAGGUAUCCGAAGAUCUGGUACCGGUCAAUAUCACAUGCAUUCAAGAUUCUCCGGAAUGCGUAUUUCAUAUCACGGCGUACAAUUCUCAAGUUGAUAAAAUACUAGAUGUGAGACUACUUCAACCAGGUACUCGUAUUGGUCAAGCCUCGGAAUGUUUUGUGUACUGGAAGGAUCCAAUGACUAACGACACUUGGGGACUAAAUUUUACUUCCCCAAUAGAUGCCAAACAAUUUAGAGAGUGUUGUUCCCCAUCUUUCAAAUUUUCCCGCAAAGCUUCGUCGAGUUAUAGUUUAAAAUUGGAACCUCCUGGAAGUAAGCAAAAGUUUAAGGCUAAAAGGAAACCCGUGUCUACACCGGCAAGUCCUAAUCGAUCUAGCUUAACCUAUGGCCGUGAAGCACAAUGUACUUGCAUGACUCAAGAACAAUAUGCUCGAUUAAGAGCUCAAGAUCCAAGAUACAGGUCCUCAACUCUGCCAAGAACUACAACUCGCGCUAUAGAAACAGAGGCCGCUGCGGCCGCUGCUACUAAUGCAGCCCGCUCUGACAAAGUCGCUGCUGCCACAUCUUCUACUUCCUUGUACGACAAUGUCACAAAUUCACAGGCCACACAUCAACCGCCACCGAAACGUAAGAUGCUUAAUAUUUUUGCCACGCCCCACGGUAAAAUUGUACUAUAUUACAAAUAA
Molecule: messenger RNA, 1362 nt
Organism: Bombyx mandarina (wild silkworm)
Lineage: Eukaryota; Metazoa; Arthropoda; Insecta; Lepidoptera; Bombycidae
Gene: sif
Product: guanine nucleotide exchange factor still life
Biological process (GO): activation of GTPase activity; small GTPase-mediated signal transduction
Molecular function (GO): guanyl-nucleotide exchange factor activity; protein binding
Source: RefSeq, a predicted model, not a curated record